AAGCCUUUCUUGCUUUAGUUUGAUGUUUUUUUCCCCCCGCAGUUCUUAGCUCGGAAGGUUUCCCUCGUCCCGUGACUCAUGGCACUCACCGCGAAGAUCGGGCAGCCGCGUCCCAAGCUUUCGAGGCCUCAUACCUCGGAGCUUCAGCAGCGGAAUGCCUGGCUGACGAAAUCCAUUCCGGAGCACUCGCGGGCAUUGAGUGCGACCCUGGACGGGCCACACCCGCUGCGCAUGGCGCGUGCGGCCUCCACGCAUUUCAUCGAAGGAAGGAAGACCGAAACAACUCCAGACCCUCGGUGGUUCAAGUCCGCGGCCACGAGUUUCGCCAAGUAUGGGAUUUACCCGGGACAAGGCUUGAAGGGCAUGUACAUGCGCGACCCCCACACCGGGGUUUGGUUUAAAGAUACACCCGAGCGUUUGUGGAACAAGGAGAAGGAAGUGCCAAAGCCCAGCUCCGUCGCCAAGAGCAGCCAGAACUUCGUGCCCCUGUACGCUCUCCAUGUCCACCUGCAUGGCAAGCCCUAGUGAGAGUGAGAAACAGGGGAGCUCUAGCUGCGAGAGUGAGGAACAUCAGGGACUGCCAAGGUAGCCGCUUGAGUGGUCCACCCUUGGGGGAGCUCAUUGGAUUCAGGGCCGCUGUAUUGUUGUUAAUUUGUGCCCCUUGAAGGUACCACCAUUGUGCCCGGUGAAUCAAUUUGUGCCUGCAAACACUUCGAAUGGAGUCGAUGUAGAUGGCACAGCCAAAGAGGACGUGUUGCUUGAGGGCUUUGUAUGGGCGCUUCGCCCUUUAAGAUCAUUGGCCAGAACUGUUUUUCACCUCACAGUCCUGGAAUGUUGGGGAUGCGCCCCUGUCAAGCUUGUGAUGCAACCAGCGGCAUUAUGCUGGCACCAAAGGUGCCAAAUUAACAUGAGGUGGUGCAGUCUGGAAGACCCGCAAGCUGCAGUAAGCAGUGGAAAGCCGGACAGUGUAGCGGUUG
Molecule: messenger RNA, 977 nt
Organism: Effrenium voratum
Lineage: Eukaryota; Dinophyceae; Suessiales; Symbiodiniaceae
Source: the annotation of a GenBank genome assembly